Molecule: messenger RNA, 2008 nt
Organism: Papaver somniferum (opium poppy)
Lineage: Eukaryota; Viridiplantae; Streptophyta; Magnoliopsida; Ranunculales; Papaveraceae
Product: TBC1 domain family member 15-like
Exons: 11
Coding region: 346-1653 (435 amino acids)
Biological process (GO): activation of GTPase activity
Molecular function (GO): GTPase activator activity
Source: RefSeq, a predicted model, not a curated record
GAACGGCCACCAAGAAAGAAAGAAAAAAAUGACAAACAAAAACCGAAAAAACAAUAAUACAAAAAAUAAAAAUAAAUAAAUUUUAGAGAGAGAAAUAGGAAAAAAAAAACUCCGGCAAAGAAUUUUUGUGUGUUUAUUGAUAAUCAUCAUAACAAUAAACCAGCAUCACGAUCUGGAUCCCCAAUAAACUCUCAAAAAAAACAUUGUUUCUGAUUCAGUUUCUUUCAAGGGGGGAUCCAGAUCGUGUAUGCUGGUUAUGUUUUUGUUUUUUCUGGGUUCAGAAAUUCAUUUAAAAAAAAAAUACAUAAUUUAGGUCUUUUUGGAGGGAGUUUAUUGUGGUAAGGAAUGUGGAGAGAUCCUGGAGCUCCGACAGAUUCAUUUUAUCUAAUUCGGCCUGAAUGUGCCGAUGAUGUUCCUAAGACUAAGUUCAAGAUCAAGGCGGGGAAAACUCUCAGUGAAAGACGAUGGCGAGCUGCAUUUAGUCCUGAAGGUUAUUUGGAUAUAGCCAAAACACUGAGCCGAAUUCAUCGCGGGGGUAUUCAUCCAUCAAUUAGAGGAGAAGUUUGGGAGUUCCUACUUGGGUGCUUUGAUCCUAGGAGCACCUUUGAUGACCGAGAAGAUAUAAGAAAACGUCGAAGGGUUCAAUAUGCUACAUGGAAAGAAGUGUGCAGGCAGAUGGAUUCUGUUGUUGGUAGUGGCAGGAUUAUCACGGCACCCUUGAUCACUGAAGAUGGAUUCCCUAUUCAAGAUCCUUUAAACCUCUUGGAAGCAAACCCAAAUGGUAAUGCAUCAGAUGAUCCAAGUGUAUCACAAAAGGAGGAUUCUGAACAAAUCACAGACAAAAGAAUAAUUCAGUGGAAGCUUACCCUUCAUCAGAUUGGUCUCGAUGUGGUUCGCACUGACAGGACACUAGUUUACUAUGAGAAGCAAGAACAUUUAUCAAAGCUAUGGGAUAUUUUAGCAGUGUAUGCCUGGAUAGAUAAGGAUGUUGGCUACUGUCAAGGUAUGAGUGAUCUCUGCUCCCCCAUGAUUAUGAUCCUUGACGAUGAAGCGGAUGCAUUCUGGUGCUUUGAACGCUUGAUGCGCAAAUUGAGAGGCAAUUUCAGAUGUACGGAUAGCUCUGUUGGUGUGGAGACCCAACUUACAAGUCUGGCAUCAGUUAUUCAUAUCCUUGAUCCAAAGCUUCAUCAACAUAUAGAGGCGCUAGGUGGAGGUGACUAUCUUUUUGCAUUUCGUAUGCUUAUGGUCUUAUUCCGUCGAGAGUUCUCAUUUGGCGAUUCAUUGUACCUUUGGGAGAUGAUGUGGGCCUUGGAAUACGAUCCUGAUUUAUAUUGCAUGUAUGAAGAACCUGAAUCUAUGGGAAGAAGUGAAGGAUCUAAAAAGCCGAAGUCAUCACGCCAAUUUGGGAAGUUUGAGAGAGAAAAUAUGAAGAAUGGAGGUAAUGUUGGAGACCAAGGACCAGUACCUAUUUCAGUUUUCCUUGUUGCCAGCGUUCUGAAGGAGAAAAGCACAAAAUUGUUGACAGAAGCAAGGGGCCUAGAUGAUGUCGUGAAGAUACUAAAUGACAUUACUGGAAAUUUAGAUGCCAAAAAGGCUUGCACUGGAGCAAUGAAGCUUCACAAGAGGUACCUAAGAAAGGUCAAAACUGCUUAGAACCUUGAGUUGACCCAAACACGAUAUGUAUCAAAAAUUUUGCCUCCUAAAAAAUCAGAAUAAUGGUGGGACGUCCGAUGAUAAAAAAAAGAAUGUAUUGGACAAAAGAAUAAUGGUUACUUACAUGUAAAAGAGUUCAGCUCAGUGGAAGCUUAUAGAGAGCAGUAUCCUCCCUUUGACAGCAAAUAUUUUCAGCGGAGGAAGUUGUAUGUGAAAUAUGUUCAUUCUUGUUCGAUGUGUUUGUAUAUUCAAAACCUUGUGUUGUAAGUUUGUAUUUUUAUUUAUCAAUAUCAAUUUCAAUUCAUUGUUGUUUGUAAACUUUGCAAGAUUCAAUUGAAAGAAAUACAGAUUACAG